GAUUGUAAAUUUAAUUAUAGUCUAUUAUUUCUUUACAAUAUGUCAAAAUUUAAGGUUAUUUUUUCUGUAUAGGCAUCAAAGAGCAUUAAAAAUACUACCAGGCAUUUAAUAACAUUUAGAUUACAGAACAAUUCUUGUUGUCAUCAGUAACCUAUGGAGAAUGAGUAGUAUAGUAGUAGUGAGUAUAUUUAUGGGAGCAUUACUUCAACUUAAAGUUACUACAUCUUAAUAAAUGCCAGAAGGAAAUAAAGACCAUAAUCAGGUACUGGAUACCAACGAGCAACCCGAAAAUUCUAAACAACCAACAGAAACAAAUAAAAAAUCAGACAAAAACCAACCAGAAAUCAAAUCAAUUAUGACAUCAGGAAAAUCAAGGACGUUGAAAUUUGCUGGUCCUAUUAAAAUCUUAGUGAUUGAAACCAAAGGGGAGUACUGUAAGACGAUUUGGUGUGCCAUCGGAAUAGGACUGUCUCAUGUAAUGAUUGGGGCUACUAAUAUGGCUGUUUUGUUUUAUUAUUUGAAGUCACAAGACGUGCAUGCUUUAACAUGUACUUUGGGAUACCAUUUCUUCUCGGCGGAAGCCAUAUUAAGCCUGAACUAUGCCAACGGUUGGUCCACACCUAUGCGGUUACGUCAUAGGAGAUUUGUGCACGUGCUCCUACAGUUGUGCGCAAUGGUCUGUGCUAUCUUGGGCACCACGUUAGUUAUUGUCGACAAAGGAGCUUCCGUUACUGCCCAUGGAAUAACUGGUAUUAUAACCGUGAUAUUAACGGUGACAAGUUUCUUGGCCGGGUCAGGCGCAUUAUACGGCAAGAAAUAUUUGAAAAUAACCCAUAUUUCUUUUGGAAUACCUACAUUCCUAAUGUCAUCUAUAUGCUUCUGUACGGGUCUUUUAACAGAAUCUUUUAGAAAUUGGUCUGACCCCACUAUCACAUAUCUAUUGCUAGGUUUCAUCAUAUUUUACUCAAUUUUUAUAAUCACUACCCCUUUUUUAAAAUGUAUGAUCAGACUUUAGUCACUAAUGUUAUUUGUAAAUAUAACUGGGUAUGUUACUUUUACGUUUUUAGUAAUCAAAUAUAUAUUUUAUGCUUU
Molecule: messenger RNA, 1092 nt
Organism: Manduca sexta (tobacco hornworm)
Lineage: Eukaryota; Metazoa; Arthropoda; Insecta; Lepidoptera; Sphingidae
Exons: 3
Coding region: 233-1015 (260 amino acids)
Molecular function (GO): transmembrane monodehydroascorbate reductase activity
Source: RefSeq, a predicted model, not a curated record